Messenger RNA from Acinonyx jubatus (cheetah), 2691 nucleotides. It is a transcript of the gene EIPR1, whose product is annotated as EARP complex and GARP complex interacting protein 1. Bases 1805 to 2587 code for a protein of 260 amino acids. Lineage: Eukaryota; Metazoa; Chordata; Mammalia; Carnivora; Felidae. Gene Ontology annotation, molecular function: protein binding. The transcript is spliced from 6 exons. The record is from RefSeq and is a predicted model, not a curated record. Gene Ontology annotation, biological process: protein ubiquitination.
ACCAGAAUGGGGCCACAUCCCUUACUUCGUGCAGGUGUCCUAGGACAACAGACAGACGCCUUCCUGUCUCAGGUUUGUUGAGUUCCCUGCACGCAGAGAACGGCUGAUGCAGACUCCCUUGCCCUCAUCAUGCCAGCAAGACCGCGUGUUAGGAGGGCCGUGGCAGCAGUAUCGGACCACAGCGUGCCGAUACAGCUCACACUGGACAGUCCUAACACCGACGUCUGAAGGCCGCGCACAAAGUGUAUUUACGUGCAUGACCCAAGAAAUUCAUGUCGUUUCUAAGAUUUCAGUUCACGUUUCCCUGAAAACUGUGGAUCAGAGUGUGUUUCGUUGAACUCUCGUGUGACCCGACCAGUGUCUCCCAGAACGGGCCGGCUGACCCAGUGGAUGCCAGUGUGUCCAAGGCACUAGUUUAGAAGAACGUAGCUUUUAGUUCUAUUUGUGAUGAUUUAAACGUGAGCUUUAAAUAUGAAAGUUUCGAGCCUGAACUAACUCCGUGGGUGAGAAUGUUUAAACAUUUUCUCACUGUUUGAAAAAUGGGGUGGGGGAGAGGAAAGAAAAGUAGAACAAAAAGCGGAGGAAGAACCUGAACCGCUAUUUGGAAUUUGGGUAGACGGUUUUAUUUCAAAACGUGCUUUUAUUCACAAGUCCGCUUUGAACUUGCUGAGAAGACCCAGGGGCACAGGAGGGUUGCUGCACCUGCCCCCGGGAGGGAGCAGUGUCCCCGUGCUGUCUGGCGUGCACCCCUGUCCGAGCCCCAGGGGCACCGGCCACCGUGGGCCAGUGUCGGGGUAUCCUUGGAGGAGCAGAGCUGUGACCUCUGGGUGUCAGGUGGGCCUUCGGUUCUGGCGAUGGUCUGUCACGUGGAGGAUGGACCGAGUCCUGGCUGUGCCUCGCGACUCUCUCUGGGGCAGAAGGACGGGAUGGUGGCAACCUGGCGUAGAAGCCAUGCUCAGGCAGGGCCAGGCAGCGUGCCCAUCAGCCGUGUCCACCCUUAGGAGGAGCCCGUGGACCUCAGGCAUUCCCAUCGGGGGAGGCUUCUCGGGGGUGCCAGUCUGGUGAUUAGUGCCCGUGUUUUCCUAUGUCCACACUCAGGAAACAGGCGCCUGUCUGUUGCUGGGUCCUCGGUGUCAGAGUGCUGACCGGGGCUGUGAAUGCUGACGUCAGCCUCCACAAAAGAGACAAACAUCUGAGGAAGAUGCCAUACCCCUCACGCCCGGCCUGUGGCUCUUCUGCUCUGGCUCUGACCGGAAGUGUAGUUAUUACCUGAUGGCACUCAGAGUCUGUCCAGAUGAGGGGUGUCAGAGCAAGCAAGCCACCCCUUCCGGCACCAGCUGGCCUGCCAGGGUGCCUGGGCCAUGCCGGGACGCCAGCCUGCCCCUGGAAGAAUCUGCGUGGCUCAGCCGUCGGGAGCCCACACGUCCACAGAACUGGUCGAAGCGUGCCUCUCGACUUACAGUGUCCUUCCCUUAAUCCGUGCGGUGCCCGUGCAGAGCCCGUGUGUUCGGUUCCGUAUGUUCCACCAGGAGGACAUUAACUGGAUUGCCAGCUCUCUGUGUUUGAAGGAGAUGUAUAACCUGGGGAACUAAUUUAUUGGAUUUUAAAAGGGUUUUUCGAAAUUCUGCUUGUAACCAAUGACUUGGCAGAUAGGUUUCCUUCUUUUCAGUGAAGUAAGAACCCUGAUGGGUUGUAUAAUGCGGCGGGAACCACAUUGGUCACACGGCCGUCCGUCCCUUGUGCGUUAGAGUCCGCCUGUGUCCCAGCCGCGUGAGGCUGCGGCCUUGUGGGCAUCCAGCCUUUCAUGGACUUCCCACCCCCGGUGGCUGCAGAGAGGAGUGUGGUGUGGGAGCCCACGGGGGACGGGAGGAGAGUCAUCUCGCUGGCCGACAGCCACAUUCUGCUAUGGGACCUGCAGGAGAGCUCCAGCCAGGCCGUGCUGGCCGGUUCGGCGUCCCUGGAAGGGAAGGGACAGCUGAAGUUCACCGCGGGACGGUGGAGCCCUCACCACACCUGUACCCAGGUGGCCACCGCGAAUGACACGACCAUCCGAGGGUGGGACACGCGGAGCAUGAGUCAGAUCUACUGCAUAGAGAACGCCCACGGGCAGCUGGUGCGGGACCUGGACUUCAACCCCAACAAGCAGUACUACCUCGCCAGCUGCGGGGACGACUGCAAGGUCAAGUUCUGGGACACCCGAAAUGUCACCGAGCCCGUGAAGACCCUGGAGGAGCACUCGCACUGGGUGUGGAGCGUCCGCUACAACCACUCGCACGACCAGCUCGUGCUCACGGGCAGCAGCGACAGCAGGGUCAUCCUGUCCAACAUGGUGUCCAUCUCCUCCGAGCCCUUCGGCCACCUGGUGGACGACGACGACCUGAGCGACCAGGAGGAGCGCCGUCCGGAGGAGAAGAGCCAGGAGCCCCCGCAGGACAGCGUCAUCGCGACCUACGAGGAGCACGAGGACAGCGUGUACGCCGUGGACUGGUCGUCCGCCGACCCCUGGCUGUUCGCCUCCCUGAGCUACGACGGGAGGCUCGUCAUCAACCGGGUGCCCAGGGCCCUGAAGUACCACAUACUGCUGUAGCGCGUCCCCGGCCGUCCUCGGCCGGCUCUCCCACCCCCGCGUCUGUUCGGAGGCGGCUGUCCCCACAGGCCGCUCGCCGGGAACCGGCCUCACCUGCGUCCGCC